AUGGCGCCCAAGGUUGCAAUUGUCUUCUACUCGAUGUACGGCCACAUCCAGAAGUUGGCCGAGGCCGAGAAGAAGGGUGUGGAGGCUGCUGGUGGUGAAGCCACCAUCUUCCAAAUUGCCGAGACUCUCCCCGAGGAGGUUCUCACCAAGAUGCACGCCCCUCCCAAGUCCAGCUACCCCAUUGCUGAGCCCACGGACCUGCUCGAGUUCGAUGCUAUCCUCUUCGGUAUCCCCACCCGUUAUGGUAACUUCCCCGCCCAGUGGAAGACCUUCUGGGACAAGUCCGGCGGCAUCUGGGCCAGCGGUGGCUACGCUGGAAAGUACGCUGGUACCUUCGUCUCCACCGGUACCCCCGGUGGUGGCCAGGAGUCCACCGUCAUGUCCUGCAUGAGCACCUUCGUUCACCACGGCUUUGUCUACGUUCCUCUGGGCUACAAGACCACCUUCCCCAUGCUCACCAACCUCGAGGAGGUCCACGGUGGCAGCCCCUGGGGUGCCGGUACCUUCGCUGGUGCCGACGGUUCCCGCCAGCCUAGCGCUCUCGAGCUCCAGAUCGCUGAGGCUCAGGGCAACGCCGAGUCGAAGCCCGAGACUCCGGCCCCCAAUGCCGGUGAAGCUGCACAGGCUCAGUCCUCUCAGCAGCCCACCCAGCAGCAAAAGGGUAACCAGCAAGCUGCACAGGAUAAGGACAACGAAGGAGGCCCAUGCGGUCUGCCCAAGAAGUGUGCCAUCAUGUAA
Messenger RNA from Penicillium oxalicum, 738 nucleotides. RefSeq names its product putative NADH-quinone oxidoreductase Pst2 (gene pst2). The transcript is spliced from 5 exons. The record is from RefSeq and is a predicted model, not a curated record. Bases 1 to 738 code for a protein of 245 amino acids. NCBI's taxonomy places the organism in Eukaryota, Fungi, Ascomycota, Eurotiomycetes, Eurotiales, Aspergillaceae. Gene Ontology annotation, molecular function: FMN binding; NAD(P)H dehydrogenase (quinone) activity.